Messenger RNA from Aphanomyces invadans, 1162 nucleotides. RefSeq lists its product as hypothetical. The transcript has a single exon. Lineage: Eukaryota; Oomycota; Saprolegniomycetes; Saprolegniales; Verrucalvaceae. Gene Ontology annotation, molecular function: adenosine kinase activity. Gene Ontology annotation, biological process: purine ribonucleoside salvage. Gene Ontology annotation, cellular component: nucleus; cytosol. The record is from RefSeq and is a predicted model, not a curated record. The coding region runs from base 50 to 1093 and encodes 347 amino acids.
CAAAGCUUCGCCACCACCGCACUCGCAAAUCUUCCCGCGCCCUCCGAACAUGAGCAGCAGCAUCCUCGACCACUCGAUCGUUGGCCUCGGCAACCCCUUGCUCGACAUCAGCGCGUCCGUGUCGGACGAGUUCUUGGCCAAGUACAAGCUCAAGAUGGACAACGCGAUCUUGGCCGAGGACGAACACUUGCCCAUGUACGACGAAAUCACCAAGGAGUUUCAAGCCGAAUUCAUUGCCGGCGGUGCGACCCAAAACUCGAUUCGUGUCGCUCAGUGGAUGCUCAAGAACCACAGCUCCAAGGCUACGUCGUUCUUUGGCUGCGUCGGCAAGGACGCGUUUGGAAAGGUCCUGCGCGACUGCGCCGAAAAGGACGGCGUGAACGUACACUACAUGGAACACGACGAAGUGUCCACCGGCACGUGCGCCGUGUGCUUGAACAAGGAAGGCGAACGCUCGCUCGUCGCCAACUUGUCGGCCGCCAACAAGUUUGAACUCGCCCAUUUAGAAGACGACCGCUCCAAGGACAUCAUCUCCAAGGCCAAGUUCUUCUACUCGGCGGGCUUUCACUUGACCGUGUGCCCGGACGCCAUCAUGAAGCUGGCCGAGCACGCAUCGUACUCAAACAAGGUGUUCCUCCUCAACUUGUCGGCGCCCUUCAUCACGCAAUUCUUCAAAGAUCCGUUGAUGGCCGCCAUGCACCACGCCGACUUUGUCUUCGGGAACGAAGCCGAAGCGACGGAAUUCGGUAAGGCCCACGACUGGGGCGAUGACCUCGCUCAUGUGGCCCUCCGUGUGGCUCAAUUGCCCAAGGCGUCCGGCGCUCGUUGCCGCACCGUCGUGUUCACCCAAGGUGCUAAGCCGACCAUCCUCGUCCACAACGGCGAGCUCAAGCUCAUCGACGUGCCUGUGUUGGACCAAAGCGAAAUUGUCGACACGAACGGUGCCGGGGACGCCUUUGUCGGUGGGUUCAUCUCCCAAUUGGCACGUGAAAAGCCCAUCCAAAAGUGUGUUGAAGCCGGCCACUGGGCCGCCCAAGUCGUGAUCCGCCGAUCGGGAUGCACUCUUCCCGAAACGUGCGAGUACACCGACUAAAGCCUUGUAAUCUGUGUUUAAGCAUGUACGACAUGUUCCAUGAUCGCUGCUGUCUUCACCGCGAGGUGC